Messenger RNA from Hemisphaericaspora subhashii, 2259 nucleotides. RefSeq names its product Snf5p (gene SNF5). Bases 1 to 2259 code for a protein of 752 amino acids. The record is from RefSeq and is a predicted model, not a curated record. NCBI's taxonomy places the organism in Eukaryota, Fungi, Ascomycota, Pichiomycetes, Serinales, Debaryomycetaceae. Gene Ontology annotation, molecular function: transcription coregulator activity. The transcript has a single exon. Gene Ontology annotation, cellular component: SWI/SNF complex; nuclear chromosome; nucleus. Gene Ontology annotation, biological process: regulation of transcription by RNA polymerase II; chromatin remodeling.
AUGAACUACAACCAACAACCAGGGAGUGGUGGUCCGGGACAACAACAACCACCGAUGAACCCGCAACAGUCACAAGGACAACAACCACAACAACAAGGUAGACCAGGUAAUGUCCUCACAGCACAAAUGUUGGCCAACUUAACCCCCCAACAAUUACAAGCAUUCAAAAACCAUCCCCAAUUUCACGAAAUAGUACGAGCAUACACGCAAAGACAACAACUAGCAGCCUUACAACAACAACAACAAGCAGGCAACAGACCACCCAUGUCACAACAAUCAACACCACAAAUGCAACAACAAAUGACCCGAGAACAAAUGUUGAAACAACAACAAAUAUUGAUGAAUCAACGAAUACAACAACAACAACACCAGAAAGGACCACCGGGACAAAUGGGUAUACCACCAAGUGGUAUCCCCCCACAACAACAAGCGCAAAUGCCGUAUAGACAACAACCACCACCACAACCUGCCCCAGGGCCCGGAAUUAAUCAAUUAUCACCCCAGAUGGUGCCAGGGGGAAGGAUUCCUCCAAAUAUGGCCAUGAUAAAUAAACAACUCCCACCUGGUGCCCGAUUACCUAAUCAGCCUGGAGGGGGGCCUAUUGGAGUUGGACCACCACCUAUGGCUGGUAAUAUCCCGAUUGGAACUGGUAUUCCUCCUGUUAUGGGUGCACCUGGUAGUGGUGGUCCAAAUCCGAUUAUGGAACAUCCUGGAGUCAUGUCAGGUGGACCUGGAGUUGGUAGUAUUGGUGGUGCUACUCCUAUUCAACAACCACCAAUUAUGGGUGCGACUCCGAUUAUUACUUCGAGCCUUGCUCCUCAGUUCCCUCCGGAAGUAUUGAGUAAGAUUCCGAUGAAGACGUUGACAAGUUUCCAUGAAUGGUCGGAUAAGUUAAGAUCCGAGGGGAAGUCAGUACCUUAUGAUGUUAAAGUAUAUGAAUCUAUGAUUAAGAAGGAUUCUCAAUUUAUAUCGAAAUUAAAUCAACAAACUAGGGAGAAUAAAAUCACGUUGGAGAAUUUUAAUAAAGAUAUCCAAGCCUAUAAUCAUAUCAAACAACUUCGAAUGAAUUCCAUCAAUUUAAGCAAUAAAGGACAAUAUAAUAAUAGUAUUUGGGGAGAAGGAUAUCAAGGCUAUGCCAAUGGGAUAACCAACACCUCCACGAAAUUAUAUCUCCCGCAACGUGAUCUAACCGACAGGAUGAUAAAUGAACGAGUCAUGAAAUAUUCCAAAAAACCCAAACAUUACGUCCCCAUCCGACUUGAUUUCGAUCAAGAACGUGAUCGAUUCAAACUCCGUGACACCUUUUUAUGGGACCUAAAUGAAGAAGGAAUGUCCGUUGAAUCCUUCGUGAAACAACUUCUUGAAGAUUAUAAAUUCAUCCCCAAAGGGUAUUUCGAUAUCAUCGCCACCACCAUCAAAGAACAAAUCAGUGACUAUCUGAAAAAACCCCUCAAAACAAUGGGUGAGAUCAGAGUGCCCAUAAAACUCGACAUCACGAUCAAUAAUACCCAAUUAACCGAUCAAUUCGAAUGGGAUAUUUUGAAUUGUAAUGAACAUGAUCCAGAAGAAUUUGCCAUGGUUAUGACUGAUGAAUUAUGUUUACCGGGGGAGUUCACAACUGCGAUUGCGCAUACUAUAAGAGAACAAAUGCAAUUUUAUCAUAAGGCGUUGAAUUUAGUUGGAUAUAAUUAUGAUGGGGCACCAGUACAUGAAGAUGAGAUUAGGAAUCAUUUAUUACCUUCGUUAAGACUCGUAUCGAAGAAUUAUGAAGUUGUCGAUGAUUUCUUUUCAAUCUUGAGGAAUCCGACAAAUGUGGCUGAUUUUUCACCUUCAUUGAUCAAAUUAACCCAAUUGGAAGUCGAACGAUUAGAAAAAGAAAUCGAACGAGAAAGUAGACGAAAGAGAAGACAUAAUCUCCUUGAAGAAAACCAGCCGACGAUUGUUAGUGGUCGUGGCAUAACUUCUCGUCGUAUUGCUGCACAUGCUGGUCGUGGUGGACCAACAUUACCCGAUUUGACAGAUUUGCCAAAAACAUUCCGGACUCCGGCUCCAAGUUCGAUUUUACCUGGUGCUGUUGAUUUAGGGGUGCCUGAAGUAUAUGAAUAUAAUGAGAUUUAUAUUAAUAGGACACAAGUGAGAAAUCCGGAUUAUAAACCACCAACUCCAGAAUAUAGUAGUGAGGGGGAGAGAGUUAGUUAUGAUCAUGAUCCUAUUUUGGGUAAUUUGUUUGUAACUAUUAAAUUACCAAGAAGAAGAUAG